Molecule: messenger RNA, 734 nt
Organism: Gasterosteus aculeatus aculeatus (three-spined stickleback)
Lineage: Eukaryota; Metazoa; Chordata; Actinopteri; Perciformes; Gasterosteidae
Product: C-type isolectin Sp-CL4-like
Source: RefSeq, a predicted model, not a curated record
ACGUUCAGCCUAUGUCCCCAAAUAGUAGAAGAACAAGAGAAAGAACCACUUGAGAGUCAGACUGAGGAGCAAACAGGAACCAGACCUGGAUCUCUCCUCCAAAAAGGUCAUAUUCCAGAAGAACUAAGAGAGGCCUGAGUCAUGCGUCUAUCCGUGGUAACUGCUGCCCUGCUGCUGGUGGGCAUCCUGAGCUCUGUCACAGCGCAGCUUGAAGGUGGGGUUGUUCAGAUGUCAUGUACUGACGUGGUUCAGCCUUGUGGUGACGGAUGGAGCCGCAUCGAUGAAAAUCGCUGCGCUAAAUACUUCUCAACUCCAAAAGCCUUCAACGAUGCAGACGCUCAGUGCAAAUCCAUAGGAAGUGAACUGGUGUCGGGCCAUAAAGUUGAAGAGAUGCUGAAUGUGCUCUGUAUUGCCGUUCUCGCCGACUUUGAGAUGAAGUCCUUUUGGAUCGGCGCCAAGCGAUCCGGGGAUGGGUUUGUGUUCACCGAUGGAUCUGAAGUUAUCUUUUCGUUUUGGUCCGCUGGUCAGCCGGACAAUUUUACCGGCGAAGAGGACUGCGUCGAGGUCAAACCCAAAUAUUGGGGAGUCUGGAAUGAUGAUGACUGCUCGGAUGAGAAUAAUUUCAUUUGCGCCAAGAACAUGUGAUCAUCCCCAGCUGAUGUUCAAUGAGGCUCAUGAAGACCACUGCAAACACAAGCUCUUAACUUUACUGCAAUAAACACUUCAGCAUCCAC